AGGCUUGGUCGAGCUUUGACAACGGAAAAAUCUUCUUGCAAUCCACCAAUGGAAAAAGGAAAUUUUGUAGAGAGAGAGAGAGAGAACAUAAAACCGAGGGAUUUUGUAGCGAGCUCGUGUUUACUUUAUUUUUUUUAAUUAUUUUUUAUUUUCAAAAUUCCUUCUCUCUCUCUCUGUUGAACGCGGAGGAGAGAGAAGGAGGUUCAGUUCUUUCUUCUCUGCUUGCUUAGCGGUUUUUUUUUUCCAAUUUUUUUUGGGAAAUUUUGAGUUUUAUUUUUAUUUUUUGUUGGUUUGGGGAUUGAAGGGGAGAUUACUAUUUUGUUUUGGCGGAGACAGAAACCAUGAAUGUGAUGCGUCGAUUAAAAAGCAUUGCUUCUGGUCGCACUUCUAUAUCAUCUGAUCCUGGUGGGGACUCUUUGACAAAGAGAGUGAAGGUUGAUCAAGAAACAGAGCAGAAAAUUGAGGGGGAAUUAUGCUUAGAUGAGAGAAGUGCCACAUGUCUGGAGCAGCAUAUGGCUUCUACGUCACUGGAAAAUGCUGCAAGCACAUCCAAACCAUCUUCAAUGGCCAGAAGAGAAAAUUCAGGCUAUGAUCAGCUUCCCAAAGAAAUGAAUGAAAUGAGGAUCAAGGAUGACAAAUCGACCAAUCAUGAUGACAAAGCGAACAAUCAUGAUGAUAGACGGACCAACCAUGGUGAAAAGGAUAUGGAAGCUUCCAUUGUGAGUGGUAAUGGAACAGAAACUGGUCAUAUAAUUGCAACAACAGUGGGUGGUCGGAAUGGACAACCAAAACAGACAAUCUCCUUUAUGGCAGAGCGUGUGGUUGGUACAGGUUCAUUUGGUGUUGUCUAUCAGGCUAAGUGUUUGGAAACUGGUGAAGCAGUUGCAAUAAAGAAGGUGCUGCAGGAUAGAAGAUACAAAAAUAGAGAACUUCAAGUCAUGCGCUUACUUGACCAUCCUAAUGUUGUUGAACUGAAGCAUUGCUUCUUUUCAACUACUGAGAAAGAAGAACUAUAUCUUAACCUUGUCCUGGAGUAUAUACCUGAGACUGUCUACCGAAUAUCUAGGCACUAUAGCAAGAUGAACCACCAACACAUGCCUAUUUUAUAUGUGCAACUGUAUGCUUACCAGAUCUGUCGUGGCCUAAGUUACUUGCAUCAUGUAGUUGGUGUAUGUCAUCGAGAUAUUAAGCCACAAAAUUUACUGGUCAAUCCCCAUACACACCAGCUAAAGAUAUGUGAUUUUGGAAGUGCAAAGAAGCUGGUGCCAGGUGAACCCAACAUAUCUUAUAUUUGUUCACGAUAUUAUAGGGCACCAGAGCUUAUAUUUGGGGCUACAGCAUACACAACUGCAAUUGAUAUGUGGUCUGCUGGUUGUGUAUUGGCUGAACUUCUUCUUGGUCAGCCACUGUUUCCUGGGGAAAGUGGUGUUGAUCAGCUGGUGGAAAUUAUUAAGGUUCUGGGAACACCAACCAGAGAAGAAAUUAAGUGUAUGAAUCCAAAUUACACUGAAUUUAAGUUCCCUCAGAUUAAAGCUCACCCAUGGCACAAGAUAUUUCACAAGCGAAUGCCCCCUGAAGCUGUGGAUCUUGUAUCAAGGCUGCUGCAGUAUUCACCUAAUCUACGUUGCAGUGCUCUGGAGGCAUGUGCUCACCCUUUCUUUGAUGAUUUGAGAAACCCCAAUGCCUGUUUGCCUAAUGGACGAGCGCUACCUCCUUUGUUCAAUUUUACAGCUCAAGAGUUGGCUGGUGCGUCUGCUGAACUGCGCCAACGUCUAAUUCCAGAGCAUUCAAGAAAAGAAGAUUGUUGAACCUGGAGUGGUCAGAUCUGUAGGAAAUGCAACUCAAUUUUUGGAUGCUCAAAACCCCAAGGCAACACAUCCUGCCUGCUGCAUUAGUUAAGGCACAACCAUCGUACAAUCCUGUUAUAGUUGGUUAAGAUGGAAAAUAGGAGAGUUUUGGCAAAUUAACGGCUAGUCAGAGAGAGACUAUGAUUUGGAUUCAGUGAAUGAGGGAGGAUACUUGUCAAUGAGGUUCCAACUUCCAAGAUUUAAUUUAUGUUUGAAUGUGGUGUGUUGUAUGGGAGUGAAUGUAAAAUGGGUUGAUAUAAUUAUGUUAUUGUGUUUUUCAUAUAUAGUGUAACGGCGUUCGUUGAGAAUAUCAAUUUAAUGGAUCAUAUAGAGAUGUAUUAGUACAUCUUACCUGGUUCCUUCAUCUGAUAUAACAAAAUUCAAAUUGCCGGUUUUA
This is a messenger RNA of Hevea brasiliensis (rubber tree), 2244 nucleotides long. RefSeq names its product shaggy-related protein kinase epsilon. Bases 342 to 1808 code for a protein of 488 amino acids. The transcript is spliced from 13 exons. Gene Ontology annotation, biological process: protein phosphorylation; signal transduction. NCBI's taxonomy places the organism in Eukaryota, Viridiplantae, Streptophyta, Magnoliopsida, Malpighiales, Euphorbiaceae. Gene Ontology annotation, molecular function: protein serine/threonine kinase activity; ATP binding. Gene Ontology annotation, cellular component: cytoplasm. The record is from RefSeq and is a predicted model, not a curated record.